GUCUACGCGUUCGACCUCUUCGAAGAGCGCUUCUGCGCGAUGCUCACGGAAGAGGUGGACGCGUACGAGGUCUCGGGGCUUCCGAAACGCCGCCCGAACACGAUGAACGCGUCGGGGCUGAUCGUGAACGAGAUCGGGAUGUGGGGCCUGAUGACGGACGUCGUGAAAGCGCUCGCGUCGCCGCUCGCGGCGGCGCUGUACCGCGACGAAAUAUUCGCCGACUCUCUCGACCACCACCACUCGUUCGUCGUGCACUACGCGCGCGACAAGGACACGCGCCUGGACAUGCAUCACGACGCGAGCGAGGUGACGCUAAACGUGUGUAUCGGAAGGGACCACUUCGAGGGCGCGGGGCUGCGGUUCUGCGGGCGGUUCGGCGACGCGAACCAUCGCUCCGGGCCGUCGUUCGCGGUGUCACACGUCCCGGGCCGCGCGGUGAUGCACUUGGGCAGGCAGCGGCACGGCGCGGACGUCAUCGCCGCGGGGGAGCGGAUGAACUUGAUCGUGUGGGCGAGGUCGUCG
Molecule: messenger RNA, 522 nt
Organism: Micromonas pusilla CCMP1545
Lineage: Eukaryota; Viridiplantae; Chlorophyta; Mamiellophyceae; Mamiellales; Mamiellaceae
Exons: 1
Molecular function (GO): oxidoreductase activity, acting on paired donors, with incorporation or reduction of molecular oxygen; iron ion binding; L-ascorbic acid binding
Source: RefSeq, a predicted model, not a curated record